AUGUCGUCAUUCCUGAAGAACAACGUCUACGGCCAUGACUUCUCGUGGAAGGCCAACACGAGCCAUCUGCAAAAGCUGCUGGCCGAGCGCGAAGCCCUGGUGGCCAAUGAUCCUGAUUUCGACCCCCAGCGCCGCGCCGAGGCGUACGUCGAACGCCACCAUGAUCUGGUCAGAAGCAAUCUUGUCACGGGUUUUGCGACGGUCGAUUGGGGAAGCCAUGAAGAGCCGCUCGACGAAGACGAUGACUUUUCCGACGACGUUAUUGCGGGGUGGCCUGCCUUCCUCUUCCAGGCGGCGGCCGGGACUGGCGACUUCCAUGACCUGAUCGGCAGCAUCGUUCGCCUGUUGAAGCUCGGCGUAUUCAAGGAGCUCGGCUGGGACCUAGCCGAUUACAAUAUGGAGGAUCCCACCGAACAAAACAAGCUCGUUGACGUCAUCAUGGAAUACGCGUGUGAUCGCUGCAUGAAGGAGAGAUUGAUCUCGGAGAAUAUGCUCCCGACCAACGAUAUGCUGAAGGAGGAGCGGCGUGCGGACUGGCUGGAUAAAUUAAGGAAGUGCAAUGACAGCAUUGCCUACAUGCAGACGAAAUUGCAUGCGGCCUCUGCGCUUUCGGAUUCUCUGCAGUCAGCUUUGCGUGGUGCGCUCCACGGAGAUGCCGCCGAAUUGAAGGAGGCCAUCAACUUCAUCAUCGAGUGCAAGAAUUUCGAGAUUUGCGACUCUGACAAAGUCAUCCGGCAAGUCUUCGCCCUCAUCUGGCGCAACAACGUCGAUAUCCAAAAGGAGGUCGUGAACGCCGCACGGAAGAUGCUCAUCUCCCAGAACGAACAAUCGGAUGUCGCAGACCCGGCAACCGCUAGAAAGAUGUUGCAAGUGCUGAAGGGGACGAAGAAGGUUGAGUACAACUGCGUGAGUGAAGUGAUCGAGCGUAUGCUGCGCCAAUACCCCGACGAUGUCGGCUCCGGAGUCACCGAUUAUUUGACAAUGCCCGUGGACGAAAAAGAGGCCAAGGACAUCAUCCGUUUGCGCGAGUCGUCGUGCCGAAUUCCGUACAACGACGGGCUUUGGGCGACACUGGAGACGUUCUGUGUGGAGCGAUUCCUUGACAUGGACUACGAAGAGUUCGCCACGGUGUUACGCGACACCUUCACCUGUCAGUUCAACGUGUGCGCGCAGCCGGGCCGCGCCUGCUCGCAGCUGAUCGGAACGAUGAUCUGGUACUGCCAGCGUGCCAGCAAAGUGCUCACCUUCUACGAGGCCGAGCACUCGAAGAUGUCCAAGAAGAACGACACUAGUUCCGCGAAGGCCAAGCUCGUCUGGGCCAAAUUGGAUCACUUCCGGCUGCUGCAGGACAAGCUGCUCGAGCGCACGAUGUAUGCCUCCGGCGAGCUGGCCCAGCACAUCCACAUCUACGUUGAUCAGACGUUCACGCGCGAGCUGAAGCGGAUGCAAAAAAUUAUCGACUCGGACGGCCGUACGACGCAGAGCCUAUCACUAGAAGAGUACGUCGACAUGCAGAAGAAGGUGCGGAUCAAGGGUGGCAAGCGCCCAACGGAUGAUCAAUUGGCCAGAGAAUACGAGGAGCCGGAAACGGGAAUCCCUCAAAUGCCCGUGCGCGUCCUCCUUCCCUGGGAAGCCGACUCGGCCCGACGCCAGGGCAUCUUCGAGAUCUUCCACGACAAGGUGCUGAAGGCCAACGACGCCAACGACCAGGAAUUCUCCAUCGCCAUCGACGUCGCCAACGCGCAAUUGAUGCAACAGCUCCACCCGUCGUUCAUCUUGGCCCGCGUCGUCCCGCUCGUCACGUACUGCAUCCGCGCCAAGGGCACCAGCGACAAGACGCGAUGCCAGGCGUCCACCGCAUUGGCGAAGAUGGUGCCGCUGUGUCGGCACUUUGCGAAGAAGUCGUCGUUCCUGAUCACGCUGCUGAUGACGGCCGCCUCAGACCCGACAAUUCGAGAGAAUCUCCUGGUUGCGAUGGCUGACAUCUACGAGUUCGUCCCGAUUCCGUUCGACAACUACCAGUCGGAGCUUUUCAAUAUGUGUCGCGAUGUUGAUCCACUCGUUCGAGAGACGGCGCUGCUCGUCCUCCUCCACGUAACGACGGAUGGCCUUGUACAAAACCGCAGCGGUGUGGCCGAUGUGGCGAGAUGCUUUGUCGACACGUCCCAAGAUGUCCAAGCGAUGGCCCGCGUCUUCUUCCAGGAAUUUGCUACCAAGAAAAACAUGGUCUUCAACGCGAUGCCCGAUUUCCUGUCCCGGCUGACACGCAAUCCGAAGCAGAUCCCCUUCCCGGCGUUCCAGCUUAUCAUGACGCCCCUUCUCGAAUACCUGGAACCCGCUGAAAACGACGAUAUGGUCGUCAGGGUCGUUCAGCGCCUUGAGGCCCUUGAUGAGGAGUCGCUGGAGCGCAACGAGCUGAUGCCGCUCUACUUCGUCUGGGUGCUGAACAUGGUAUCGAAGAGCGAGAAGAGCUUCAGCAAGAUUCGCGAGCACCGAAAGGCCGUCGAGCGCUUCCUGCACAUCCCGGGCUUCUACGACCACCUCCACACAACACUCGAGCAGCUAAAGAAGGUCGCCUCUCCGAAUGCCCACUAUAAGACCGACGUCGAGCAAUUCAUCGAGGAGACCAAGCAGCUCUACGAGAAGGCGGUGGACCACGAGAUUACGAUGAAGAAGGCGUCGGCAUUCCAGAAGCGUGCUCGCGGACAGAGCGGCCCGAAGACGACCGGCAGCGCGAAGAAAGAAACUGCUAGCAACGCGCGCGCCGCUGGCCGCCGACGUGUCUACCUCGACGAGAUCGAGGAGGACGACGAAGACGCUCAGCCGAAGACGAUCGAUUCCGACGAUUCUGAUGAU
Mesorhabditis spiculigera is the source of this 2856-nucleotide messenger RNA. The record is from the annotation of a GenBank genome assembly. NCBI's taxonomy places the organism in Eukaryota, Metazoa, Nematoda, Chromadorea, Rhabditida, Rhabditidae.